UUCUUUGUUUUUGUUUUGUUUUUUGUUUGGUACACCAGUCCAAGAUUCUUCUUUCUUUCUUUUUUUGGUUCACCAGCCCAACACUCCUCACAUAGCCAUAGCUGUAUUUACUAAAGAAGAAAAGGAAGAAAAAGAAAUAACUCAUCAAGAAAUGACUCGUCCUCCGCCGCUGUUACUCGCCUCUCUGUCCUCUAUUCUCCUGGUGGUGUUGGUUCUUCCGUCAACCGUUAUAUUCAAAACAACACCGCAACUCGUCCAAUUCUUCACCGUCCAACAACCACCACCGGAAAGAACACCACCCAAUCCGGUGCCAGCCGGAGCACGUCCACCACCGAAGAAGACGGCCGGAAACACAACCAUCCAACAACCACCAGCGGAAAGAACACCACCCAAUCCGGUGCCGGGAGCACGUCCACCACCACCAAAGAAGAUGGCCGGGAACCCAAGCAGUGACGCCCGACAAGGUUCCGAAAAACCAGGCCCGUAUCAUGAUUGGGAACACUUCAACGCCGAUUACAACGAGAUGAUGCGAAACUUGAAGAUUUACGUAUACCCAGACGUGCACCAGAACAGCUCCCCGUUUUCCAACAUUUUCCUCCCUCGCACGAACUUGAAAAAACUGGGGAAUUACUACAGCGAGCACGCGUUCAAGACCGCGCUCCUCUCGAGCACCCUACUGACGUCUCGGCCGGAAGAGGCCCACUUCUUCUACAUGCCGUUCUCCAUCAACUUGAUGCGCUACGACGGCCGGCUGCACUCGGUAGAGUCCAUCAACGAAUUCGUGGGCCGGUACACGGACAGGAUCAGCUCGGAAUUCGCGUUCUGGAACGCCUCGGGAGGCACCGACCACUUGUACGUGUACUGUCAUUCCGUCGGCCGGGACGCGGCCUCGAGCCAUGGGGGCCUGCUCAACAAUGCGAUUCAGGUUACUUGCUCCUCUAGUUACUCUCAGAAGCUUUAUGUUUCCCACAAGGAUGUGGCUCUGCCGCAGGUUUGGCCUCGCCCUGAUCCUGAUGACCGAGUCUUGAAUACUCCGGAUGCGAGGGACAUACUUGUUUUCUUUGCAGGGCGCAAGCAAAAUGCCCGUGUUCGUGAAAAAUUAAUCGCUUUAUGGGGAAAUGAAACCUCCAUGGCCAUCUAUUCCAAUAAUCGAUCUCUCCCAUACGAAGAGGGAUUUCGAAGGAGCAGAUACUGCCUAAGCGUGAAAGGCUAUGAGGUGAAUACGGCAAGGGUCAGCGACGCUAUACAUUUUGGUUGCAUUCCUGUCAUAAUUUCCGACUAUUAUGACCUUCCAUUAAAUAAUGUACUGGACUGGAGCAAGUUCUCCGUCAUCAUCAACGAACAGGACGUUGAGUUUUUGAAGGAAAUAUUGUUGUCCAUAUCCGAAGAAACUUACCUCGCCAUGUACAACAACCUGUAUCUGGUGAGGAGACACUUCGCAUGGCACACGCCACCCGAAAAUUUCGAUUCUUUUUACAUGACUGCCUACCAAUUAUGGUUGCGAAGAGGAUUGCACCGGCUAUCUUAUUAGCCUUCCAUGCUUGCGAUGAGUCGAUGACCGACAACUGAUAUUCGGGUUGGAUGAUCUGUCCAGUGGAGACACUCGGCGCACGCGUUUGGGGAAAAGAAGUUAUUGAUCAGAGCCAUUGUAUGAAGCAGGUAUAAAAUCAAGGCAAA
Rhododendron vialii is the source of this 1677-nucleotide messenger RNA. Its product is annotated as probable glycosyltransferase At5g03795. The transcript is spliced from 2 exons. Bases 152 to 1531 code for a protein of 459 amino acids. NCBI's taxonomy places the organism in Eukaryota, Viridiplantae, Streptophyta, Magnoliopsida, Ericales, Ericaceae. Gene Ontology annotation, molecular function: glycosyltransferase activity. The record is from RefSeq and is a predicted model, not a curated record.